CGCCGGUUGACCAAGUCCAAUUCCGCUUGUCGCCGCUCAACCGAUGUGAAGGCAAUAAAUUGACCGAAGCCAGAAGACGAGGAGGCCGUCCGCGUUUCUUUUCCUCUUUGCUUAACGCGUUAUCCACGCGAUCUUUCAGCGCUUUCACCGUCAAAUACCUCUAUUUCGCGUCCUCCCUUUCUUCCGUCUCUUCCCACUCUCUCCGUGUUCCAAAAUUGCGGUCCAAAGACCUAGCUCGCGCAGAAACGAUCCCGACUUUUUGAUCAUCGGAGCUACCAGCGAGCGCGGAGACGAAGGAGAUCGGACCUUUGGUGACCUCGAGAUUCUUCGGCGGCGAAGGUGAUGCUGCGAUCGUGCGUGAGGCCGCUGGAGCGGUGCUUCGGGAGGCUCGGCGGCGGCGAUGGGCUGAUGUGGCACAUGGACCUUAAGCCCCACGCCUCCGGCGAGUUCUCCAUAGCAGUCGUCCAGGCCAACAACUCCCUGGAGGACCAGGGCCAGGUGAUCACCUCCCCGUCCGCCACCUUCGUCGGGGUCUACGACGGCCACGGCGGCCCCGAGGCGUCUCGCUUCGUCAGCAACCGUCUCUUUCCCCAUCUCGAUCGGUUCGCUUCGGAGCAAGGGGGUUUGUCGGCGGAUGUGAUCAAGAAAGCGUUCGACGCGACGGAGGAGGAAUUCUUUCAUCUGGUGAAGCGGUCAUGGCUAUCGCGGCCGCAGAUCGCGUCGGUGGGAUCGUGUUGCCUUGUCGGCGCGAUUGCCGGCGACACGCUCUACGUGGCCAAUUUGGGGGACUCCAGGGCUGUGCUUGGGCGCCGGGCCUUGGGCAGGAGGACCGUGGUGGCGGAGCGGCUGUCCACCGACCACAACGUCUCGGUGGAGGAAGUCAGGAAGGAGAUCGCCGAGCUGCAUCCUGAUGAUAAGCAGAUCGUCGUUCACACCCGUGGCGUCUGGCGGAUAAAAGGGAUUAUUCAGGUCUCGAGGUCUAUCGGAGACAUCUACUUGAAGAAACCUGAGUUCAGUAGGGAUCCGCUAUUCCAUCAAUUUGUUUCUCCAGUUCCGUUGAAGAGACCUGUCAUCACUGCAGAGCCAUCGAUUCGGGUCCGAAAGCUUAUGCCACAUGACUUAUUCUUGAUAUUUGCAUCAGACGGACUCUGGGAGCAGUUAAGUGAUGAAGCUGCUGUCGAGAUAGUAUUCAAGAACCCAAGAGCGGGAAUAGCCAAGCGAUUGAUCCGGGCUGCUCUUAAUGAGGCUGCAAGAAAGAGGGAGAUGAGAUAUGAUGAUAUAAAACGGAUUGGAAAGGGUAUAAGGCGCCACUUCCACGACGACAUCACCGUAAUAGUGAUUUUUCUUGAUCAAAACCAUCAAGGCGUUCAUUCAAAGAUCAAAGGUAGCAUAUAUGACUGCACUACGGCACCUGUUGACAUCUUCUCCUUGAAUGCGGAUGAACCAGGCGAUCCUGUCCGACGAGUCGAAUAGAUACUAUUCUGAGGUUUUCCGGUACAACUGCUAGAUACUAUUCUGAGGUUUUCCGGUACAACUGCAGCAUACAUCAAUUUCACCGAUGAUCUAACAGUAGUUGAAUAAGAUGGGAUUUUGAAUAAAAGGUCAAUGGGGAUGGUGUACAUAGAAGGAGUCAAGACGACCUUGUCAAAAUUUUGCCGCGCAUCAUUGCCUGUUCUCUUCUGUUUCUCCGUGGUUUUCUUGAAAGAUUGUACAUUGAAUUGGUUGUUUCAAAGAUGCUACUAGCUAUCUUCAACUAUUGUUGAGUGCUUCUUAUGCA
Musa acuminata AAA Group (dessert banana) is the source of this 1777-nucleotide messenger RNA. RefSeq names its product probable protein phosphatase 2C 78. The coding region runs from base 343 to 1473 and encodes 376 amino acids. Gene Ontology annotation, molecular function: protein serine/threonine phosphatase activity; cation binding. NCBI's taxonomy places the organism in Eukaryota, Viridiplantae, Streptophyta, Magnoliopsida, Zingiberales, Musaceae. The transcript has 4 exons. Gene Ontology annotation, biological process: peptidyl-threonine dephosphorylation. The record is from RefSeq and is a predicted model, not a curated record.